Mytilus trossulus (common blue mussel) is the source of this 5211-nucleotide messenger RNA. RefSeq lists its product as uncharacterized. NCBI's taxonomy places the organism in Eukaryota, Metazoa, Mollusca, Bivalvia, Mytilida, Mytilidae. The coding region runs from base 1 to 5211 and encodes 1736 amino acids. Gene Ontology annotation, molecular function: G protein-coupled photoreceptor activity. Gene Ontology annotation, cellular component: plasma membrane. The record is from RefSeq and is a predicted model, not a curated record. Gene Ontology annotation, biological process: phototransduction; G protein-coupled receptor signaling pathway; cellular response to light stimulus. The transcript has a single exon.
AUGGCAUCUUGGGAACUUACAAGUUACUUCUGCUCGGCACAAGGUGUUGUGUUCAUUUUUCUACACCUAUCAGACUGUACGUUUGUAGCUUUACUUUGCAUUGAAAGAGUCGUGAAAGUGAAAAAUGAAGGAUUCUAUCAAACGUUAUUCGAGCCUAAAUGGAAAACAGCAGUGAUCGCCAUUGUUGUUUGGAUUUUAAAUCUUUGCAUAGCUGCCAUACCACUCUCAGGUUGGAUUGAGAUUUCUUAUGACACGUACCAAGCUGCUUGUAUACCUAAGUUAAGUAGAAGCUUAUACUUCCUUGUUGGUAUAUUUGUAGUAAGUGUAGGAAUUCUUUUCGUCGUUGGAAUAUGCAUAUUUCCUUGUAUAACAAAUGCAAAAUUUGAGAAAGAAAAACGAAAAUCAAAAUCUAAUAAGACAAAUGAUAGAACAAAAGAAUGUAAUGCUGAUAAACUUCAAGGUACAAAACAAGACACGAUAUCCAACAGUGGUGAAACCAAAUCAUAUUUGAAAUCAUUUCCUAAAAAUACUAGACAACCAGAGUCGGUCAAUACAAUGAACCCUCCCAAUGGAAAACGAAAAGGAAUUUUGAUACAACUAAAGAACGUAACCAAAAAAAGUCGUAAAAUAUUUCUAGAAAACAGCAAUGAUGAGUUUCAACUCGCAGUCACGGUUUUUAUUAUUUGGAUAACAACAAUACUGUGUUGGUUGCCAUAUUACAUUGUAACAUUUUACGAUAGUUUGCACGAAAAUAUAUGGAGUGGGUUCUAUACUAUUACACUAAUUGGAGCAGUUCUAUCUUUCUUUUUAAAACCUUUGAUUUAUUUAGCGCAUAACCGACACGAUCCUGACGAAGAAACUUGCCUUUAUACGAACGCUAAAAGGACAACCGUUAAAUCGUUUAGGAAAACUGUCAACAAACUAGAUGCAAUAUUAUUCAUGUCACCAAGAAGUCACAAGACAGGCCAGAAACACAGCAAAAAGGUACAAGCAAAGGAUAACGCUGCGAAAAGCGUCGAUACGAACGACACUAAUAUCAGCUCUAAACCCUUUACUGGAAAAUCAGGGCAUGUCGUUGAAAAUUGUGAGAAUCAACACAAUACAAAGGACAAAUAUAACAAACAGAACAGAAACACAAAUAAUGAUUCUAGUAAUAAAUCACAUGACCAUAGAAGACAAAGCAUACUUUUAGUUGGUGCUGUUUCAGAAUUGAGUUCUAGUGACAAGAAAUUGGCAAAUCGAGGCGAAAAGUCCAAUACCAAUGAUCAAAAUCAGCAGGCAACAUAUUCAAAAAGCAACGAAAAUAUUGCGCAUAAACAAUCUAGAGUUGCAAAGAGAAGGAGUACUCAUGUCGAGUAUAAUAACAAAACUACAGACAUGAACGGAAGCUCAAAUGAUCGCAAAAGGGAAUAUAAUAAUCCUAGUCAAAAUACUGAUAUAAAUGGAAGGGCAAAUGACAAACAAAUGAAAUAUGAUAAUUUAAGAAAUAAUCAAGGUAAUGUCAUAAUUGAAAAACGUUCUUCAGAACAAUACGUUGGCAGUAAAACAAUACUUGUACAGAAUGGAGGCUCCAAAUAUUCUACAGAAAAGUCAAAAAAUGGCGUUGAGAAUUCUCAUAAUAAUUACAACUCAAAGAAUCAAUUUAAUACAGAGUACAGAAACCCACACAAAGAUGACAGCAAUAAUUUUCAUGACUAUGAAAGACAUGCAACAAAUACGAAAAGCAAAGAAAACACUGCACACAUGCAUAUUCCAUCGAGAGAUUUAAAGGGAAGCACCACUCAGAUCAAGAGUGAUUGCAAACCUACUGCCAUGAACGGAAGCUCAAAUGAUAGAAAUAUGGAUUGUAACAAUCCGAAUCAAAGCACUGUCACGAACGGAAGCUCAAAUAACAGAAAAAUAGAACAUAGCAUCUCGAGUCAAAGUACUUUAUUGGAUGGACGCUCAAAUAAAAACAAGAAGGUAUAUAACCACACGAGUCAAAGUAUUGUAAUUAACGAAAGCUCAAAUGAUAGAAACAAUGAAUUAAACAACCCGAAUCAUAGCACUGUCAUAAACAAAAGCUCAAAUGACAGAAAGAAGGAAUAUAACCAACCGAGUCAAAGUAUUGUAAUUAACGAAAGCUCAAAUGAUAAAAACAAUGAAUUAAACAACCCGAAUCAUAGCACUGUCAUAAACAAAAGUUCAAAUGACAAAAAGAAGGAAUAUAACCACCCGAGUCAAAGUAUUGUAAUUAACGAAAGCUCAAAUGAUAGAAACAAUGAAUUAAACAACCCGAAUCAUAGCACUGUCAUAAACAAAAGUUCAAAUGACAAAAAGAAGGAAUAUAACAACCCGGGUCAAAGUAUUGUAAUUAACGAAAGCUCAAAUGAUAGAAACAAUGAAUUAAACAACCCGAAUCAUAGCACUGUCAUAAACAAAAGCUCAAAUGACAGAAAGAAGGAAUAUAACCACCCGAGUCAAAGUAUUGUAAUUAACGAAAGCUCAAAUGAUAGAAACAAUGAAUUAAACAACCCGAAUCAUAGCACUGUCAUAAACAAAAGUUCAAAUGACAAAAAGAAGGAAUAUAACCACCCGAGUCAAAGUAUUCUAAUCAACAGAAGCUCAAAUGAUCGAAAGAAUGAGUUAAGCAACCCGAGUCAAAGUAUUCUAAUUAACGGAAACUCAAAUGACAAAAAGUAUGAGUUAAGCAACCCGAGUCAAAGUAUUGCCAUGAACGGAAGCUCACAUGAAAGAAAGAAGGAAUAUAAAAAUCCGAGUAAAAGUACUGAUACUGGUGAUAAACCUUCUUCACAACAACACACUCGUGAUAAGACUGCUAUUGCACAUAAUCACAACAGGAAGCAGGAUAGUAGAAACAACUCCGAUAAACAUAGUGAUAAUCAACUGAAUUUAGGAGACAGGAACAAUGACGCUAUUCAAACAGAAAAAAGGAACGAGUUGACUGGCGAAAACAUGUCAGAGAAAAACAAACUUAAUGGUAUGCGACAAAUAACAAACAAGCACAACAUACCCAAGCACUCAACCUCAAAUAAUAGUACAAGUGAAGACAAUUCAGAGGAAUUACGGGAUCGCAGUGGUGGUACGAAUAGAAACAAAAAUGAAGUCGAUGACAAGAACGUGCAAAUCUAUAAUAAACAGGAAGACUAUAAAAACAAACAGAUCCAAAUGAGGGAUCAAAAUAUUAGCAACACCCAAAAACAUUACAAAGAAGAAACGAGAGAGGCUUCGUUGAAAAGGAAACAACACAAUGAAGCCAGGGUAGAUAAUGCAGAAGUGUUAUUUGAAGAUGAUGACGCAGCCUAUACAAGUAGACCGCGCGGUGUUCAGUCAAUUGAAAUGUUUCGGGAUCAUGAACAAGAAAAGAUAAAUCAAAAGAGAUAUACAUCAAAAGAGAUAGAGCAAAAACAAAUAGAGAGUGGUACAAACAAGAUGAAAAUCAACAAACCGAAUACAGAUGUUAACGAAGGUAAAAUAUAUGAGAAAAACGAAACCAAAUCGAUGAUAACAGAAAAUGAAAAUAAACAACAAAUCGAUAUAGUCGCAUCAAAAACAAACCCAAAGAACACUGACAGUUCCGAUGGAGCUGUGAACAUUGUAUCUAGUGAAACACCAAAGAAUAAUCAAUAUCAUAAUAAAACUGGCGACCACCAUGAUACUCAUGUGACAGCUUCGAAAACAAAAGAGCAAUAUAAAACUGAUAAUACAGAGAAAACGAACACAUCUCACCUUGGUGUUUCAGUUGUUAAUGGCAAGAAUAAGAUCAACCAGAGAACGCAUCAACUUACCAAAGCAACAGAAUCUGAUAUGACAAAAUCUGUGGAUGAUGAUAACCGUAAAUUGGAUGAAACUUCGUCCAAUUCGAAUGUGAAGAUAUCAGAAAUGAGUCAAAGUGACAAAAAAGACAGUAUUCAUCCAUCAAAUGUUACUGAAACACAUCAAACUGAACAUAUGGAACAAAACAGACCUACGAAAGGGAAAAAGGAAACUACUUCUAUUGAAAAAGAUCAUCAUCAAACCAAUAACUCCAGAUCAAUCGACAGUUACCAAAGAAAUACUGGAUAUCCUGUUAAUAAUACUUCCAAUCAGAUGGUGUUAUCAAAAUCAGUCAACACAUCAACAAACAGAGAAUCCGGUAUAUCAAAUAAAACUGACUCAUCUGUAGCCAGCAAUCCUCAAAGUCUAAACCAAAACUAUUACCCCAGAAAUAACAAGUAUAACGAUAUUCAUAGUAAAUCACCACAUAAUAGUCAAGUAGCAGAUUUAACAGGAGACAAUAAUGAGAAAUUGAAGUUAUACGAUGAUAAAUAUAUGUCAAAAACAGAAAGGGGAGUAGACAAAAAUAGUACAAAAGGAAUAUCUUACUUCUCACAGAAUAAUGCUAGAGAAUUGAAUGAUCAUUUCUCUGUUGGUGAUUUGCCAGAUGACAAUAUAACACGGAAACAUAAAUUAUCCGGAACCACGUCUAACUCUGUGGAUAUCAAACAACAAAAAUCCAUAUUCCAACACCAUGGACUUGAUAAGGAUGAUCAUACUAGUUUAACAAUGUUACCCCUAAAAAAACAUAGUUCCGAAAUGUCUCCAGAUGUAGCUACUGUAAAUAACACACGUGAGAGAAUUACAGAAACCAAUACACACAAUUACAGGUCCUUGGACGGUUUCGCUGACGGAAAGGAAAAAUAUAAAGGAAACGAUCAACAAAAAAUAAGCUUUCUUCAAGGUACCUUAGCAGAAAAAUCCUCAAAUGAACUGAGCGCUAAUAAACUUGCAUAUAGUAAAUACCAUGUUAACAAUCCACAAAGUUCGAGAUUUAUCACUGCUAACUCUUCAGAUAGAUCGUCUGAUUUGACAAACGUCCGUAAUAUCCAACAAAGUAAAUACAAAGGACAAGGUCCUGAAAAUGACAGCUUCCUGUCAAGCAGUUUCACAGAACAAACCUUCAACAGAAGAGAAGAAAAUAUCAUUAGGAAAAAAGAUUACACGGUAGCACAAAUUGAAGAUACAGUAAAAACUAGUAAUUCGGCCAGAAAUGUUUCUGGUAGCUGUCCGUAUGAUAUCCCAGUACUAUAUAGUGCGAAUGACAAUACAACGUAUAGUACUAAUAAUGCAAAGCCACCACCAAUCAAAACUGUACACGUUCUACAGAAAUCAACGAUGAAGAGAAGAAGUAUUUACGAUGCUCUUCAUGGGGAUAAUAAUCAUUUCUAUUAG